This is a messenger RNA of Volvox carteri f. nagariensis, 1185 nucleotides long. It is a transcript of the gene dnj44, whose product is annotated as molecular chaperone. Bases 1 to 1185 code for a protein of 394 amino acids. The record is from RefSeq and is a predicted model, not a curated record. The transcript has 5 exons. NCBI's taxonomy places the organism in Eukaryota, Viridiplantae, Chlorophyta, Chlorophyceae, Chlamydomonadales, Volvocaceae.
AUGUCAUACAAGUGCUCCCUGCCAGCCCUUAUGGACCGGGGGGUUCCGGUGUCCGUCCUGGAAUUCGAAAUCAGCGCCUCAGAAGCCGUAAGCCGCUUCGAAGAGUACCAACGCAAAACCUGCAUGUACUUGCACGCGCACAGCCUCCUCAAGCUUCCGCCGCAGCCUCCUCAAGCGCACAGCAGCCCCUCUCCGACCGCGCCCCAGCCGGGCACACCCCACCAUUCCGGGGCGGGACCGGGGGGCAGCAGUCCCUCUAACAGCAGCAGCAGUAGCUUCUCUGCUAACAGCAGCAGUAGCAGCAGUGAGCCGGGGGAAUGGACAAGUAGCAGUUUGACUGCGGCAUACCUGCCGUACUGGUGUUUUGAGGCGACCUUCAAUAGUCUGUGGGCGCAUCAGCGGCCCCAGUCCCUGAGAGCCCUACACGCAGCCAAGCAGGUCCGCGCGGACUUCGAGUUCUACAAAAAAUACGACCUCCAUGAGACGUACGGCAGUGGUGCGGCGUCUGCCAAGGCCUCUGACGUGCCAGGCAGCCGUCCCCUUCCCGAUGACGAUGGCGACUACGUGCUGUGGUUGUGGGCGGAUGCGGACUGGCGGAGGUGGGAGCUGGACGAGCCCUGGAACUGGGGCGAGGAGGAGCGGCGGAAGUGGGCUGAGGAGCUAUGGCGCAAGCAGGCCACUCGGCGGCUGGAGCGACAGAGGUUUGCGGAGCGAAUGGCGGCGGAGGAACAGCGGCGGGCGGCGGAGGAGGAGGCGGAGGCGCGGCGGCAGCAGAAAUACGGUGGCGGUGCGCGGAGCAGCUACAGCCGCCACAGGCCCCGGGAUCACGGCAUGGGCCUGGGGGACAGCAGCAGCAGCGGUGGUGGUGGUGGUGGGGGCUCUGAGGCGGGGGAGGAGGAGGGCUCUUGGGGCUCCUCCGGGGGCCGGCGGCGGCGAGGGCGGUCCGACUUCCUUGGCUACUACCGGGUGCUGGGGCUGCAGGACGCAGAUGCCGUUUCCUCGGAGGACAUCAAGCAGGCCUUCAAGGUGCAGGCGCUGCAGCUGCACCCAGACAAGCACGUGGGUGCAGAGCCGGAGGUGCAGCGCACGGCGCUGGUCAAAUUCCAGAAGCUGCAGAUAGCGUACGACACGCUCAAGGAUGCCGAGAAGCGACGGUUGUACGACAGGGGGCAGCUGGUACAGUAG